Athene cunicularia (burrowing owl) is the source of this 2167-nucleotide messenger RNA. It is a transcript of the gene CHRM3, whose product is annotated as cholinergic receptor muscarinic 3. Lineage: Eukaryota; Metazoa; Chordata; Aves; Strigiformes; Strigidae. The transcript is spliced from 3 exons. The record is from RefSeq and is a predicted model, not a curated record. Gene Ontology annotation, biological process: regulation of vascular associated smooth muscle contraction; adenylate cyclase-inhibiting G protein-coupled acetylcholine receptor signaling pathway; positive regulation of smooth muscle contraction. Bases 118 to 2037 code for a protein of 639 amino acids. Gene Ontology annotation, molecular function: G protein-coupled acetylcholine receptor activity; G protein-coupled serotonin receptor activity. Gene Ontology annotation, cellular component: dendrite; plasma membrane; synapse.
AGAUCUUGAUGGUUAUGGCAAAAUCUUUCAUCGGCGUAUGGUACAAUGGGCUACCGGUUGGAUGAUUUACAGUCAUCUGAAACAUGAUAUGUACUUCUCUUACUUGUCCAUGCCUACAUGCUGACACACUACCAGUUUUGUUUCCAAAAGAGGAGUUCGCAGAACUACACAGUGCCUGAUCCAACCAGCUGCUUUGAUGUUCCUCACUGGACCAUACUAUGUCAGAGAGCCACAAUGAUCAUGCAAAAUAACAGUUCAGCCUCGCCCCUGUUUUCAAAUGCGAGCUCCUUCUGGAAGAGAGAUUCACAUGGACCAGGAUUCCUUGAUGAAGCAGCAUCACUCAUUGGCAGCUAUGAUUUCCCUCAGACCACAGAGAGUUUUCCCUUCUCCACUGUGGAAUCAACAAACAUGUCCCUGAAUUCCACAAGCAAAGACCCUCUGGGUGGACACACUGUCUGGCAAGUAGUUUUGAUUGCUUUCCUCACUGGGAUCCUUGCACUGGUGACCAUUAUAGGAAACAUCCUAGUGAUUGUUGCAUUUAAGGUUAACAAACAACUGAAAACAGUCAACAACUACUUUUUGUUGAGUCUUGCCUGUGCAGAUUUGAUCAUCGGUGUCAUUUCCAUGAAUCUUUACACCACAUACAUCAUUAUGGACCACUGGGCUUUGGGAAACUUGGCCUGUGAUCUUUGGCUCUCUAUUGACUAUGUCGCCAGUAAUGCCUCUGUCAUGAAUCUCCUUGUCAUAAGUUUUGACAGGUAUUUUUCCAUCACUAGGCCACUUACAUACAGAGCCAAACGAACAACCAAAAGGGCUGGGGUGAUGAUUGGUUUAGCAUGGAUCAUCUCUUUUGUUCUGUGGGCCCCUGCCAUCUUGUUCUGGCAGUAUUUUGUUGGGGAGAGGACUGUGCCACCUGAUGAAUGUUUCAUCCAGUUUCUAAGUGAACCUAUCAUCACUUUCGGCACUGCCAUAGCUGCCUUUUACUUGCCAGUCACCAUUAUGAGUAUUUUGUAUUGGAGGAUCUACAAGGAGACUGAAAAACGCACCAAAGAGUUAGCAGGGCUACAGGCUUCAGGCAGUGAAGCAGAGGCAGCACGCUUCGUACACCAGACAGGCAGUUCUCGGAGCUGCAGCAGCUACGAGCUUCAACGGCAGAGCAUGAAACGCUCCACCCGAAGGAAAUACAGACGCUGCCACUUCUGGCUCACAAUGAAGAGCUGGGAACCCAACACAGACCAGGGGGACCAAGAGCACAGCAGCAGUGACAGCUGGAACAACAAUGACGCUGCUGCCUCCCUUGAAAAUUCAGCCUCCUCUGACGAAGAAGACAUCGCUGCAGAGACAAGAGCCAUCUAUUCAAUUGUGCUGAAGCUUCCUGGUCACAGUGCCAUCCUCAAUUCCACAAAACUACCCUCCUCAGAAGACUUGCAUGAGUCAGGGGAUGAACUGCAGAAAUCUGACACAGAAUCAAAGGAAAAGAAACCUAAAAAAUUGCACCCUCCAAAAAGUGUUCAGGAUGGUGGAAAUUUCCAAAAGAGCUUUUCUAAGCUUCCAAUUCAGCCAGGGUCAGCAGAGACAACCACAGCUUCUGAUGGCAUCUCAUCAGUGACCAAGACAUCUGCAGCCCUGCCCUUGUCCUUCAAGGAAGCUACCCUAGCAAAAAAGUUUGCCUUGAAGACCAGAAGUCAGAUCACAAAGCGAAAACGAAUGUCACUCAUCAAAGAAAAGAAAGCGGCACAGACACUCAGUGCCAUUUUGUUUGCCUUCAUCAUUACCUGGACCCCAUAUAACAUUAUGGUUCUGGUGAACACCUUUUGCAAAUGUAUCCCCAAAACUUUCUGGAACCUGGGGUACUGGCUUUGCUACAUCAAUAGCACAGUGAACCCCAUGUGCUAUGCACUGUGUAACAAAACAUUCAGAAACACUUUCAAGAUGCUACUGCUGUGCCAGUGUGACAAACGAAAACGACGCAAGCAGCAGUAUCAGCAAAGGCAGUCCGUCAUUUUUCAUAAGCGGAUCCCUAGGGAGGCUUCAUAGAAUAGUAUUUUUUAAACAAUUAAAAAAAGUAACAAAGCGGGAUGGGAUGGGAUGGGAUGGGAUGGGAUGGGAUGGGAUGGGAUGGGACAGGAUGGCAUAGGAUGGGAGAGGAUGGUACAGGACAGGACGG